AAGGAAGGAAAACCUACAAUUGUAGAGGAGGAUGAUCCUGAGUUGUUUAAACAAGCAGUAUAUAAACAGACCAUGAAACUCUUUGCUGAGCUGGAAAUUAAAAGGAAAGAGAAAGAAGCCAAAGAGAUGCAUGAAAGGAAACGACAAAAGGAAGAAGAGAUUGAAGCUCAAGAAAAAGCCAAACGAGAAAGAGAGUGGCAGAAAAACUUUGAGGAAAGUCGAGAUGGUCGUGUGGACAGCUGGCGAAACUUCCAAGCAAAUACAAAGGGGAAGAAAGAGAAGAAAAAUUGGACCUUCCUGAGACCACCGAAAGUAAAAAUGGAGCAGCGUGAGUGACCACCUAGCGUCACAGCCACAGAACCUUCCCCCAGCUGUCUCCCUUCCUGCUUUAAAGGACUCAUUCUUUCCUCCCACUUCCACCCCAACAUAGAGUAGUAUUUGCUUUUUAGCCCAUUUUGUUUUCAAUACAAUUUAAUAUUGAUCAGAGUAAUUCUUUUGUACAUUGAAAUGAGGGGCUUGGUUAACAAAAGACCUUCCCCUUCCCCCGCCCCUAGAACAACCAGAUUGGAAGGUGCCACCAUUGGUGCUGCCUUCUCUUCCCACAGCCAGUAACUUAAUGUUUUGUAUUUCACUGAAUUGUGAUGGUUAGAAACUUCAUGUAUAGUUUGUGGAAAUCAUCCAAUUAAACAUAUUGC
Molecule: messenger RNA, 695 nt
Organism: Propithecus coquereli (Coquerel's sifaka)
Lineage: Eukaryota; Metazoa; Chordata; Mammalia; Primates; Indriidae
Product: dnaJ homolog subfamily C member 8
Exons: 1
Coding region: 73-336 (87 amino acids)
Cellular component (GO): nucleus
Source: RefSeq, a predicted model, not a curated record